UUGGAAAAUAGAAAUGAAAUUAUUGAAUAAUAGAUAUUGCGACGAAUUAUUAAAAUCUUACAUUUGAAUCGUAAAUCGUAAGUGUAAUGACAGAGAAGUGUUCGGAAUGGAUUUACCUUAUCUGUUUAUCUCGCUUGUGCUCAGUUUUGCAAGAGGUGGUGAGGCUGUCUGCGGUAUUCUGACAUAUCUUAAGCCUACACUUCAAUGGAGAAAUGUGACUUUUGUGUUCAAACCGGACAAUUACCAAAGCGAAUUAACUCCCAUUUUGAAAAACGACGACGGAAAACCACUUUUAGAUAUAAAUGCAUACAGGACUGAACUAAACAAUAAGGUGGUGUAUCAUAUCGUUUUUAACACAUCAGCGGACACUACGGACUAUGACAAAAAAUACUUUUUCGUCAGUUAUGGUGAAUGCCACUCCAAUUGGACACGCCUUAAUUUAGAAGCCCUUUCUGAUUGCGGAUAUUUGUAUAUUCGGACCAAGGUGAUUACCGCAGGAGGUACUGUCGAGUUGGGCUACUUUCCCACUUCAUCCGUAUUAAACACAGAGGACAGUUAUGUUCGCCAAUGGUAUAACGCAACCUCCUCCUCGGAUAUGCACUUAUCAGAUGGUUAUUUGUCUGAGAGAGAGGAUCCUAACUGGGAGUUUGUACUGACAAUACCAAACGUAAACCGAUGGAUGUCUGGAAACUACAGCGUGAGGUGCACAGAGGGCCGGACUGACAUAAAGAAGUACCCUGAUGGGAACAAGUUUACACAACCCGUUGAAAUAGCCGUCAUUGAUCCACCUUCAGAGAUAUUUCUAGAGGAACCAGUUUUACCUUCCAAACUUCAAGACAUCUACCAUCUCGUCUUUACCUGUGAGAUAAAAGAUUUUAACGACGACUGUAGCUUACAAUGGACCUCAGAUAAACCUUCGCUCCUAAGGGAUAGCAAUCCUACAAAGAGAACGAAUGUUAAAUCCAUCAUGUCCAUACUUAACGUAUCUGUUACCAAGGAAGACUUUGGCAAGGUGCUUGUCUGCAGUGCUGUUUGUUCCAGCUUUCAACGUAACAUCUCGAAAUCACAUACUCUAAUGGUGCCUUAUUUGCCAGUGUUGUCACUUUCAGUUGGAGAGGAACUAUUUUUGCUUAAAGAUGAAUCAGAGACUGUAACCUGCAGUGCUAAAAGUUAUCCUCUUGCAGACAUUGUAUGGUCAAGCGAGUUCUCAAAACCCCUUCGUACGUGUCGGAAUAAUGCCACUUGUACUCUUUCUAUUGAACAUAUUUCUGUAGAUGAGCGAAGAAAAUAUACUUGCCAGGCCUCAACAAAGUUCGGAAAUGCCAGUUCCUCUUUCGUCGCAAUCGGUAUAGGUAAACAUGAGAAACAGGGAAUAAAAGAAACAGAAAGUGCAUCUCCGUUACCAUGGAUUGCUGCGGCAGUCGGAUGUCUCAUACUUAUUAUCGUAAUUGCCGGGUCGGUGAUCGUCGUCAGGAAAAGGAGUCAACAAAAAAGAACAUUAAACAGACAAAAUGAACAGUUAGAGAAUAUUCAAAAUGGUAAGUAAAAAAACAUUACAUUUUCUCUGUGUAGUACAUAAACAUAUAUUUUACCAAUCGCUUUCAAAUUCAAUGGUAUUAAAUAAUGUAAUACUCCGCUAAAUAAGCUAAGUACCACAUGAAGAAAGUAAUAUAUCUCAAUACGUGUAAAAGGUUAUUUAUUACAUUCAAGUUAAUUUAGUGUGUGUGUGUGUGUGUGUGUGUGUGUGUGUGUGUGUGUGCGCGCGUGUGCGUGCGCGUGCGUGUGCGUGUGUGUGUGUGUGUAUGUGUGUGUGUUAAUAUUACUCCUUCGAGUAGCAUAACGUCCAUUUUACACAACUCUAAAGCUAAUAUAUGGGCCUAUAUGUUACUCGAGGAAAAGGCGCAACAUUCUCAAAACGAGCAAUUGAACCAGCCAGUUUGUGCAAAUUACUGCACGGUAUGAUCAUUUAAUGAGUUUGUGCUAUUCCUAACACAUAACCGGACAUGUUACAGUAAAGCAAUCAUGGAACUUGAGCUUGAAUGGCCGUUACAAGAAUACCAUACUCAAGGGCAAGCAAACUGCAAACCUUUUAAAAAUCUAUGUUUUUAUUAAGCAAAAAUACAAAGUACUUUAUAUUAAUCCAUUGUUUUGAAUUUGCCUUUAAAAAUGGGAUGAACUUGCAUUUGUCCUACAAACUGCAAUGUCACGAAAUUACGAGUUUUAAUUAAUCACGAAAGAAUACUAUAUCUGCAUCGAAAAACUGUCCAUAAAUGUAGUUUAUACACUCUGUCACAUCUUGCAAUAUUCUUCAAACAAUAGCCAUCUUCUGCCGUCUUCUCAUUCAAAGCCAAUUCUGAUACCUCCUUUGUACUCAUUCUCUUUCUAAAUGUUAACAUAAACUCCAUUUGUAAAAAUUGUACUGAAAUGUAUUUGAUUGCCUUCGGCACUAUAUAUGAUAUGUCAUAUCAUUUUGAAAAUUAAAUAUAAUUUAGGCUCAGGUUUGUGGCCAGCUCCGUAUCCGUAGCCAUUCCACAAACGAGACCAAAAUGUAAUUCCUAAACGUGGCAGCAGGGAGUGUAGAGACAGUAUACAAUCCCCUUUUUUCCUAAUAAACUAUAACAUCAUUAGCAAAUACUAUUUUUUAAUAUUUAAGGGUCCGUACAUUUUUUUUCUUAUUUACGACGGCUUUGUGUAAUCUUGUUUACAUGUUGACGUAUAUGAAUGGUUGUGCCUUCACAUUUAGGCACAUUUUGGAGUAUAUUUUAGGAAUUUGCCUCGGUUGGGAAUGCAUUAACACGUUUGGGGUAUUGGGCACGG
This is a messenger RNA of Mya arenaria, 2817 nucleotides long. RefSeq names its product tyrosine-protein phosphatase non-receptor type substrate 1-like. The coding region runs from base 107 to 1546 and encodes 479 amino acids. The transcript has 8 exons. Lineage: Eukaryota; Metazoa; Mollusca; Bivalvia; Myida; Myidae. The record is from RefSeq and is a predicted model, not a curated record.